Molecule: messenger RNA, 815 nt
Organism: Spizellomyces punctatus DAOM BR117
Lineage: Eukaryota; Fungi; Chytridiomycota; Chytridiomycetes; Spizellomycetales; Spizellomycetaceae
Product: ribosomal protein L24
Exons: 5
Coding region: 48-638 (196 amino acids)
Biological process (GO): translation
Cellular component (GO): mitochondrion; ribosome
Molecular function (GO): RNA binding; structural constituent of ribosome
Source: RefSeq, a predicted model, not a curated record
UUAGCAUCGCUUUCCUCUCUCUCCCACACUCUUUGCACAUUUCAGACAUGCCACCUCCAAAGUUUCGUGGGGCAAACUUUAUGGUUCCCAAACGCCCCAAGAUUGCUUACAAGGACCGCAUUCAGGAAGGGUCAUGGAAGAUUCAUGUUGGUGACAAGGUCCAAAUUGUGGGAGGGAGCAUAGAUGUCGGCAAACAGGGCAAGGUUGUUUCGCUCGUCAAGGAAAUGAAUGCAGUCAUUGUAGAGGGUUGCAAAAUGGCAUUCAAACACGUCAAACCCAACCCAGAACAUCCUUCUGGAGGUCGUAUCCGCAAAGAACUCCCCAUCUCUUAUACACACGUUCAAUUAAUUGAUCCUGCCACAAAUCAACCCACCAAAGUCCGCCUCACGACCGUCUUUAAUCCGACCAAACGACGUAAAGAAGUCUCGCGCGUGUCACUAGCCACGCAGUCUCUGAUACCCGUACCAGAGGAAAAGGAUGAAUUCAAAGAAAAGCCUGAGGGACCGCUCGACACAUCUGCAGACGCGGUGGCAAAAGAAACAUUUACCAUCAAUAUUCAACAGUGUCCGUUUCCGUCUGCGUUUAUGAACGAGUUGGAGAGGAUGCGACGAAAGAAUCGGGAGAGUCAUGCUUGUUAGCGUCUGUCAACGCACACAUGCAUAGGGAAUUUGUGUGUGCGAUUUAAUGGCAUGGGAGAUUCAGUGUGUGCGAUGAAUCGCAAGGGAGAGGCGUGUGGAGUUUCACACGGUCAGGACUGUACAUGUUUUUCAUUUUUUUUUUAAUUAUAUUGCAUGUGGACGGCAAAUGGGAAUGGG